UAUUCAUUUAGUUUAAUUUCCUGUGUUUCUUGAUGGAUGGUUGACAUGUUUAUGAAGAGUAUAAUAUUCUUAGUAAUUCAAGUUACAUGUUCUUGUGUGUGAAUUGGGCAUAUAUGAUAUAUCUGCUGAUCUUAUUCAUUUUAUAUUUAGGUGACGAUUUUGUUCUUCAUCUCUAAGUGAAUGCACUUCUCCAUUUUCUGUAGAUCAGAUUCUUGAACUGGGACUCAAUUACGGGCUUCUACCCUGAGUGUUUCUUGAAAAAUACCGAGUGUUUUUGGAGAUAAGGGUGUUGAGAAAAUGAGUUCAUGGGGUGAUCCAGAUGAGAAUGUGCCACGUGAUAAAGCUGGGACUAGGGGUGGAAGGGGUGGUUCUUAUGUACUACCUCACCUUAGGAACAGAGCACCGGCAGCCAGAACUCCAGCUCCCUCACAUAGUGCCCCAACAUUUAGUAGUGACAGGUCAGGUGAUAGUGGACCAGGAAGGGGGUCAAGGUGGGGUGGUCCUAGGCAAGGUGGUGGCCGGGGUGGUGAUCGCGGUGGUGGUGAUCGCGGUGGGAGAGGCUGGGGCAGCAGAGGUGGUGGCUGGGGCAGCAGAGGUGGUGGCCGGGGUAGAGAGCAGGAGGUGAACCCUUUUGGUAAUGAUGAUAUUGAUGGUGGUGCAGAAACUGGCAAUCCACAGGAAGGUACUGGUAUUAAUUUUGAUGCUUAUGAGGAUAUUCCUGUAGAAACAAGUGGGGAAAAUGUGCCACCUCCCGUGAAUACAUUUGCGGAGAUAAACUUGGGCAAUACCCUAAACCUGAAUAUUACGAGGUGCAAAUAUGUUAAACCAACUCCUGUGCAACGGUAUGCAAUACCCAUUUCUCUAGCUGGACGAGAUCUGAUGGCUUGUGCUCAGACUGGGUCUGGAAAGACAGCUGCUUUUUGUUUCCCAAUUAUUAGUGGAAUCAUGAGAGGGAAUAAUCCGCAGAGACCGCGUGGAGUACAGACUCUUUACCCACUUGCUCUAAUUCUUGCACCGACAAGAGAGCUUUCAAUGCAGAUUCUUGAGGAAGCUAAGAAGUUCUCCUAUCAAACUGGUGUGAGAGUUGUAGUUGUUUAUGGUGGGGCUCCAAUAGUCGAACAGCUCUGGGAACUAGAGAAAGGAGUUGAUAUUCUUGUGGCAACUCCUGGAAGAUUAGUUGAUUUGGUUGAGAGAAGAAAGGUCUCAUUGCGGAUGAUAAGAUAUUUGGCACUUGAUGAGGCUGAUCGUAUGCUGGAUCUGGGAUUUGAGCGUCCAAUCAGAAAAAUAGUGGAGGAAAUGGAUAUGCCCCCAUCUGGUGUAAGGCAGACUAUGCUGUUCAGUGCCACAUUUCCAAAGUCGAUCCAGAGUCUUGCAUCUGAUUUUCUCUCGAACUACAUAUUUUUGGCUGUUGGAAGGGUUGGUUCCAGUACCGAUUUGAUUGUUCAGAGAGUUGAAUUUGUUAAAGACAAUGACAAGAGAAGCUAUCUGCUGGAUGUUCUUCAUGCAGAGAAGGCAAAUGAAAUUCAUGGCAAGAAAGCUCUAACUUUGGUAUUUGUGGAAACAAAGAGGCGGGCGGAUUCAUUGGAACGUUGGUUGUGCUCAAAUCAAUUUCCUGCAACUGCCAUUCACGGUGAUAGAACACAACAGGAAAGAGAGCAUGCAUUAAGGGCGUUUAAGACAGGGGGUACUCCCAUUUUAGUUGCAACUGAUGUGGCAUCGCGUGGUCUUGAUAUUCCUCAUGUUGCUCAUGUCAUCAAUUUUGACCUCCCUAACGACAUAGAUGAUUAUGUGCACCGGAUAGGAAGGACAGGGCGUGCUGGCAAUACAGGAUUGGCAACAGCCUUUUUUAAUGAAACUAAUGUACCAUUGGCCAAAGCAUUGGCGAAUCUGAUGCAAGAAGCUAAGCAAGAGGUACCUAAUUGGUUGACCGGCUAUGCUAAUGCUCCCCGUUCACACAGCGGAGGUAGAGGCAAGCGGUCUGGUGGGGGCCGUUUUGGUGGCCGUGACUUUAGAAGGGAGGAUUCCUCCUCAUUUGGAAGAGGCAGGAGUGGCGGCGGUGGUUAUGGCGGUUCUAGUGGGGGAGGAUAUGGCGGUUCUAGUGGGGGAGGAUAUGGCGGUUCUAGUGGGGGAGGAUAUGGCGGCGGUGGUUAUGGCGGUUCUAGUGGGGGAGGAUAUGGCGGUUCUAGUGGGGGAAGUGCGUGGGACUAACUAAUGUGUCCCCAUGGGAUUGGGAAUUUUAGAUUUUCAGUGGUGCAAAAAUGUGGUUGACUGAUUUUCUUGUCUUACAUAGUUACAUUUUUUGAAUUCAUCCAUCCUGUUGAGGAAGGCAGCCCAGAUUUUGUCA
Ipomoea nil (Japanese morning glory) is the source of this 2344-nucleotide messenger RNA. RefSeq names its product DEAD-box ATP-dependent RNA helicase 37-like. NCBI's taxonomy places the organism in Eukaryota, Viridiplantae, Streptophyta, Magnoliopsida, Solanales, Convolvulaceae. The transcript has 7 exons. Gene Ontology annotation, molecular function: ATP binding; RNA helicase activity; RNA binding. Gene Ontology annotation, cellular component: nucleus. The record is from RefSeq and is a predicted model, not a curated record. Bases 298 to 2208 code for a protein of 636 amino acids.